CCGAUAAGCAGGAACACGAAAAAUCUCACUUCUUUCACCAACACUAUUGCUAAUUACAUGCCUUCCUUGAACAUCAUAGCAAACCAUGGGUCAAUUCUAUGAAUCUAUAUCCGAUGAUAUUCGCGAAUGGGCUUUACGCCAAAGCGUCUUCUUCGUGGCCUCGGCCCCCCUGCGUGGUCGCCAUAUUAAUGUCUCCCCGAAAGGCCUCCCGGAGACUUCAUUCGCGAUUCUGGGCCCUAACGAGGCAGCCUAUGUAGAUGCCACUGGUUCAGGUGGUGAAACGAUCUGUCAUCUACGAGAGAAUGGUCGCAUUACUGUAAUGUUCUGCUCCUUCGAUAAAUCCCCGCGCAUCUUGCGGCUUUUCUGCACGGGUUCGGUUAUCGAAUGGACCGAUCCCAUGUUUCCUCAGUACCUAGAGCGCAUGGGAGGGAAAAAUAUCCCAGGUGCACGCGCUGUUAUCAAUCUUUGUGUUUUCAAGGUUCAAACGUCUUGUGGGUUUGGAGUACCGCUGCUGGCCCUGACUCACGAUCCCGAAACCAAUGAACCAAAACCGUACCUUAAAGAUCGCGAGACCUUAGGUUACUGGGCUGGUAAAAAGGCAAAUGCAGGUCAGAUGCGCGCGUAUCAGAAAGAGUGGAAUGUUCGUAGUUUGGAUGGUCUUCCUGGUCUUCAUUCCGCAUUGAGGGACAACAACAAGAGUGUAUGGCGGGCACGGUUGGGAGGUUGGAUGAACCGCCACCGAGAUGAGUUGGAGAUGGCCAAGACUUCAAUCUUACUUUUGUUUGUUGGCAUGGCAAUUCUGCAGUGGAUUGGAUAUAUCUAGAUAUUUUUAUGGUAAUGGUUCAGUUUUUAGUAAGCAAACGUGAGUCCCCUGCGCAAAUGCCACGGUAUUCGAGGGGUUCUACGGAUAAUAUUGAUAUGACUCGACCUUGGUUUACUACCGAAUCGGCCUACCUAGUGAUGCAGAUAUUUUAACGUGACUGGGUAAAGAAAAUUACAGCUGUAUUUUUCAAGUUCCAU
Molecule: messenger RNA, 1020 nt
Organism: Aspergillus alliaceus
Lineage: Eukaryota; Fungi; Ascomycota; Eurotiomycetes; Eurotiales; Aspergillaceae
Product: pyridoxamine 5'-phosphate oxidase family protein
Exons: 2
Coding region: 86-823 (245 amino acids)
Source: RefSeq, a predicted model, not a curated record